AUGCGAGCAAACUCUGUCGCAGAGAACGUUCUAGGUACCCUUGGGGCUGUGUGUUGGACUGCUCAACUCCUUCCGCAAGUUUGGAAAAGCUGGCGGGAAAAAUCGACGAAGGGGCUGUCGCCUUGGCUAGUAUUGCUUUGGGCGGUAUCAGCAAUCUUCCUCGGCGCAUAUGUCGUCGUUCAGAAUCUCAACAUACCGUUGAUACUUCAACCACAGCUUUUUGGAUUCCUCUGUCUAGUUUCCUGGUCCCAAUGUUUGCAUUAUGGCCGGAACCUCUCAACGAGGAAGGUUGCUCCUGUUUUCAUUGCCGCAAUAGGGAUCGCGGGGGGGCUUCAAGCAGGUUUGGUAUUUGCAGUCAUGCCAUCAUACGAUAAGGGAGAGAGCAGACCCGUCGCUGCCUUGGGCAUACUCAGUUCCGUGCUCCUUUCCCUCGCACUUUUCCCUCAAUACUAUGAAAUAUACAAGCACAAAGAAGUCGUCGGAAUAUCCAUCCCGUUCAUAUUUAUAGACAUGAUGGGCGGAGUCUUCUCCGACCUGUCUCUACUAUUCAAGGAGAAGUUCGAUGUUAUCGCUGGUGUUGCCUAUUCGCUCGUUAUAGCGUUGGACGCCGUGGUACUCCUCCUGGCGCUAAUACUGAAUCCACGAGCUCGACGUGCUCGCCGGCUAGCAGCCAUAUCAAACCCCCAAAUGGACAAUGUUGCGACUCCGGGCGUACCAUCGAGGCGUCCCAGCUCAAUUCAAGGGGGAUAG
Messenger RNA from Pleurotus ostreatus (oyster mushroom), 750 nucleotides. RefSeq lists its product as uncharacterized. The record is from RefSeq and is a predicted model, not a curated record. The transcript has 6 exons. Lineage: Eukaryota; Fungi; Basidiomycota; Agaricomycetes; Agaricales; Pleurotaceae. Bases 1 to 750 code for a protein of 249 amino acids.